Messenger RNA from Stylonychia lemnae, 1119 nucleotides. The record is from the annotation of a GenBank genome assembly. NCBI's taxonomy places the organism in Eukaryota, Ciliophora, Spirotrichea, Sporadotrichida, Oxytrichidae.
AUGUUGGAUGAUUACAAUCAAUUAAGCGUUUAGUUUGAUAGUCAUAGACAAACAUUUGGCAACUCAAAGAUUAGCCAAAACCCUUUUGUUGACCCAGUGUAAUUUUCGCCCUCAGAUAGAAUAACAAAUCUCAGGUUACCUCAGUUUACAAAUUUUUCACCAUCAAAGACUCUUUCGCCAAAUAAACAAUUGCGAGGAGAAUCAGAGGCAUAACCUAUCCCUGAUUCCCUUUCGUAGACAAUAGAUGAAAAUUUCACAUCUUUUUCAUCUCUCCCAAAAGAACUUUCAGAAUUAGAUAAGCAAAUAAUUAUUUAGCAUAAAGAUCUGCGAUCACUUCUUUAAACUAGAAAUAAUAUAUUGCCAAAAUAUUCAUCCCAAGUGGUUCCGAAUAAAAAUGGGGGAGUAACUAAUAAAUCUGAAAAAUAGAGAAAGAGUAAAUCAAAAAGUAAAAUUGUUAAAUUUUAGACAAAUAAUUAAUCUAGUAACAAGAACAAUGAAAGUAGCCUUUAAACAAGUGGUAAUUUAAGGAUGUCAAUAGUCAAUAACUCUACUAAAGACUUAGUGCUUAAUAAAAUUGACAACCUAAUAACAUAAAACACUCUAUCAAUAACGAAACUCAACAGAGUAAAGUAAAAUACUUAAUAUGAUGUGGAUAGAAUGAAACUAAAACAAUCUGAACUGUAUUCAAAUAUAAACUACUAUGAAAAAUAAAAUACAACUUUAGAAGCAGAUCUAAAAAGCUUUUUUGAAAAGUAACAAUUAAUGCAGUUAUAAGUGGAUGAAAUGUUAUUUGAAAUUAAGAAAGUAAAGAUGGAAUAGUUGGAUCAGAGUAGAAUGAAUGAAGCGCAAACCUAAAGUUAUCAGGAUGAGAUAAAAAAUAUCUAUGAGUAUAAGUGUGACAAAUAGUCAAAUCAAUUAUAGAAUGAUAGAAAAGUCAGAGAUAAACUUCAAUAAUAAUAUUAGUAAGAUGAAAAUACUCUCAAAAACUAAAAUGUAGAAUUAGAAACUCAAAGAGAUAUGUUAUAGCAGCUAGUUAAUUAAUAAAAUGUUAUGGAAUAGAAGAGAAAAGGAAUAGUAAAUGAUAAAGGUAGAAUGUUCAAAGCUAUAGUCAAAAACUGA